CCCAUGUCCACACAGCCCCAGCCCCGUCAAAACACACACACGCACAAAUCUGCCUGUCUGCCUGCAUCUGUGACAUCCAUCACUUGUCACACACGCUCUUCUGCUUGGUGAGGUAUUGAAAAAUCUGCGUGUUGACGUCAUCCGACUCCUGCAAAGCUGACAUGUCCGUCAUGGGCACAUCCACGGCCACACCCUCGUCAUAGCUCAGCCCGUCAGCGAACUUGAAAUGCUUGGUCGACAGCAGCAAGAAGCCCCCGUCGCUCAGUGGAAGGGCCUCCUGCAUCGUGGCCUUGCCCUUGGUGGUCUCCCCGACCAGUGCGGCCCUACAGUGGCGCCUGAGGCCGCCCGCGAGCACCUCGCUGGCACUGGCACUCUUGGCAUCCACCAGGAUGACCACCGGCAGUUCCGCGAGGUCGAGCGGCAGGGCCGCGUCGGUGGUCCAGGGGCCGCGUGUGUCGAUCGUCUGAGGGGAGCUGUCUGAUGAUGUCCGCGAGUCGACGAGCAGCAGUGGGCGGCUGGGGCUGAACAGCGAUGCAAUAUUGACUGCACUCUGCAGAUCGCCUGCAUGGCAUGCACCACACCAACCAAAGGAAGGGAACAAACAACCGUGCGACCUCCUGUUAUAUGUGGAUCAUGCUAAAUUCUAUCGCGAUAGCACCUCCUGUGUUGCCCCGUAGGUCGAGAAUGAGUGAGGACGGCGGCACGGCCUCCUCGCUGUACUGCAGCCGCUUCAACGCCCGAGCCACCUCUCUCUCCACCCGCGAAUUGAAGUCGAGGAUCUGGAUGUACCCCACCCACACCACACGCCGGCCGUCCCGGGCGUCCGGCUCCUCCUCGGCCGACAAAGUCUCGACGAAGAAUCGGACCGGCUGCCGCACGCGGGCCUCCUCGGCCGCUGAGAGAGGGGGGCGGCUGGUGCGUUCGAGUGUGAGGUCCUCUUCUAGCGAUGGCGAUGGGCCGUCAGCACUGAUGCGCUUGAUCUUCAUGGUCAGCUGCGGGUCGCCAGACUUGAGGAUGGAUGCAUCAAAGUCCUCAGGGGACAGGCCGCGCAGCGUCAAACCUGAACCGACCAAAGACACAGCCGUCCUCCCCCAUCCCAGGUGGUGUGUGCCAUGCCAUGUGUAGCUACCUGUCACUUACCGUUGAUAGCCACAAUCUCGUCUCCUCCCUGCAGGCCGGCCUUGGCUGCGGACGAGCCGGCGAGAGGAACGCCCUUGACCAGCACCCGGCCGUCCACAUCACUCGUGAACUGUAUGCCGACCCCCAACACAUCGUACGCCCUCAGCACCUCCGCAGCGGCAGGCGGGGCCAGCACCCGGGAGUACCGAUCGUCCAGCUCGUUGACCAUGUCCUGCAGCAGGGUGUAGUAGCGGUAGUCCUCUGCGCCGCUUUGCCGCUUGUCCAUGUCGCGCGCCUUGCUGCGGUACUUCUGCACGAUGCCGUCCCACUCGUCCGCUGCACCGUUCAGCGAAGGGUCCCAGUAGUGCUGCUGCACCAGCUCAGAGACCUCCUCCAGCACUCGAGAGGGGGCGGCCGACGACGCAACUUGAGACAACAUAAACACGCUCGUCUCGCCGUCAGCCGCCGGCGCAUCCUGCUGGCUGAAGGUCUGCUGCUGGGCUGGCACAUCUGCCGAUGCAGCUGCAGGGAGGUGGUUGAUGCUGGGGAUCCACAAAGCCAUCAUCCACACGACGAAUGCGCACACCAUCUCGUUCAGCUUGUGCGUUAGGCCUUGUGCCGAGAUGCCGCGGCCUUCUGCAUUGCUGACCGAGGAGGCGCCCUCGAGAGCUGCCGCAAAGCUGCUGACAGAUCCAUCCCUCUGCGGGGGCGAAAGAUGCAUGCGACCGGUGCGUCGGCUCCUGCGGGCGAAAUGCACUCGUGGAUGCGGCGGAUGAUCUACCCGACGCCAUGAUAUCAACGGCGUCCCCAAGUGAUGCUUUUGCAGCGGAAGUUCCUUGGCGGGCAGCGAAGGGCCUUGAAAGGCGAAGGAGAUGGCCAUCUCUCAAAGGGAUAGCCGGAGAGAAAAAGGGAAGGCGUCUGCGAG
Messenger RNA from Vitrella brassicaformis, 2044 nucleotides. NCBI's taxonomy places the organism in Eukaryota, Vitrellaceae. The record is from the annotation of a GenBank genome assembly.